This is a messenger RNA of Arthroderma uncinatum, 555 nucleotides long. RefSeq names its product ankyrin repeat-containing protein. The coding region runs from base 1 to 555 and encodes 184 amino acids. Gene Ontology annotation, molecular function: protein binding. The transcript has 3 exons. The record is from RefSeq and is a predicted model, not a curated record. NCBI's taxonomy places the organism in Eukaryota, Fungi, Ascomycota, Eurotiomycetes, Onygenales, Arthrodermataceae.
AUGCCUGACGACGAGGGCGCCUCUCCCCGCGAAGUGGUGGUGGAAGCCUGCCGCCGCGACCAGCCCUAUCUCAUCGACGAGAUCUUCCAAAAGUCAUACAAGGAUAAGCCAGAUGAGUUUGCAGACUUCAUCAACGGCGUCACAGACUCCAUGGGGAACCACGCUCUGCACAUCUGCGCCUCUUACGGUAGCUAUGAUGCAAUGGACUACCUUCUAGACAUAUAUCACUUUGAAGUUGACCCCGCUAACCGCAUCGACGGCGACACACCGCUUCACCUAGCGGUCCGACACGGAAACGAAAAGGACAUCGAUGUCGGCAUGUCCAUGCUAGAGAUGAUGCUUGAAGCAGGCUGUGAUCCACGCGUACGGAACAAGAAAGGUCAGAGGCCUGUGGAUUUCGUCAUGCCGCAGUAUAGCCAGAUGAAAACCGCCUUGAUGAAGGUGGAGUAUAUGCUGCAGGAAGGCGGGGGGAUAGAGGGGCAUGACGACGAGGACGAUGAGCAGAGUGAUGGACCGAGUGAUGAUGAGGAAGCUGCCCAGACUAAGAAGCGUUAG